AAACAUCAUAUUUUAUUUUUCUUUUGUGAAAGGUGACACAGAUCUGGUUUAUGGGAAGUAUAUUAUCUCUCCAGUUACUUUCCCUACAAUCAAGGCAUCUUUAUAUACAUUUACAAUUUAGAAAAUCAAGUUGAAAAUUUGAGGGCUUAAAUCUUUUUAGUUUGUGAAAAAUUGAAGUGCCAGUCAUUGUCAGGAUUGUUAGUUAUAAUUAUGGAUCAGGAUGACAUAAGGGAUCGCAGAGAUGACAGUAGUGUAAAAUUUUCGAGAGGAAGAAAUAGAAUAGAUGAAACUGAAGAAGUUAGUGAUGAAAAUAGUAGUUCUGAGUCUGGAGAAGGAGAAACUUCAUCAAAUGAUAGUGAUGUUGAAAACAAAUCAAAAAGUGAAGACAGUCAGAACACUCAUAGUUCUGACUAUUGUCAAGAAAGAAAACCAAAGGAUAAUCUAGAAGAAAAUUCUCAAAAAAAUUCAAAAGCUAGAUGUGAAUGGAAAAGAGAUUACAAAAGCAGUUCUGUUGAAGAGCAGGAUAAAUGUAUUAGAAAUAAAGCCCUUGAAAAUAAUAAACAGUGUGAAGAGUUGUUUUCAGGUAGUUACUCUUGGAAUGAAAAGGACUUGUGUGUGUCAGAUGAUGCAACUGAAACUAAAAACUUAGAUCAUGGUACUCUGAUCCAUAAAUCAAGAAAGAAAAAAGAUGAAAACCUCAAAGCAAAAAUAAUAGAAAUAAAUACCCCAGAAGGAGAAUUGGACUUUGAGGAGGAAAUUCAUGAAGAAGAAGAAGAUGGUGAGACAGAUAAUGAAGCUUCCAAAGAAGUAAUUGAUGUUGAAACUAAAAAUAAUGGAGAAAAAAGUGAAAAAGUUGAAGCAGAAGAUGAUGGAGAAGUUUCAGAUGAUGAUGACUUGGAAGAGGGUGAGGUGAAAGAAAGCUGUAAUAGAAAAGCACAGCCUCGUCCUAUAUGUAGGUUCUUUAAUAAAGGCCAGUGCACUUGGGGAACCUCAUGUAGAUUUGUUCACCCAGGAAUUAAUGAUAAGGGAAAUUACAAUAUGUUUGAUCCUCCUAGACCUGUUCCUUUGGGCCCUGGAAAUAUCAUGCUUGGGAGUGGACCACCCCCUCCAAUGAUGGGACCUGGUCUUGGCCCUGGACAUUUAGGACCACCACCACCUAUGGGGAUGAUGCCAGUUCCUGGUGGUGCAGAUUUACAUCCUUUUCCUCCACCUCCACCACCAUUCAUAGAAGAACCUCCUCCUCCUCUUGAAUCAGCGUGGGAAAGAGGUUUGCGACAUGCCAAAGAACUGAUGAAGAGAGCCAAUUAUAGAAAAGAACAAGAACCAGAUUUUGAGGAGAAAAGAUUAAAUCUCUCACUUGACAUUAAUGACAGAUUUCCAGAUUAUGACAAAGAAAAUAAUUUUUAUGGUAGAAGUCCUCCAAGAAAACAUGGAGAUGAAGUGAUGCACUAUGGGGGAUAUGGUAAUGUGGCUGAUAAUUUCAAACCAUUAGAAAGAGAGGCUCAGGAUUUCUGGCGAGGACGUUAUGAAAAUUUUGAGAUACAUUGGUCUAGACCAGAAUUUGAAUAUAGGGUAAACCUAUGUCUAUUAAAAUCAAAAUCUCCAAAAGACCGAAGAAGCCAGUCACGAGGUAGAUCUCAUCAGUCUUAUUCUUCUGAAUCUUCACAUUCUUCAAGAUCAUCACGUUUUUCAUCCUAUAGUUAUUCACGUAGUUCCAAAAGCUCUGUAUAUAGCACUGGAAGAAGAAGCCCUCAUCAGCGCUCAUUCUCAAAGUCACGUUCUAGGUCACCAUACUCCACCUUACCCACUAAACCUCAACCUGAAUUCAGACCCAAAAGACAAACUCCUCCCACUGGACCUGUCAGACAGCAAUAUAGAUCACGACCUUUCCCAACCUAUGAAAGGAAGAAAAUCUCACAACCACAGCUGUCUGCUCUGCCCCUCCCUCUUUCAAAAGAAGGAUAUGACAAACAAAAAGACUUGCAAAGACUGAGAAGAAUCAAAAGCAGAAGCUUUAGUGCAAGUAGUAGGUCAAGAUCUCGCUCACUUAGCAGGUCAAGUUGCUCACCUGUACACACGCCAUCUCAGUUACACUCUAGGACCUACUCGCAUUCUCGCAGUAUAAGCAUGAGUAGUGUUUCCUCAGCUUCGAGCAAAAGCUCACAAUCUUCUGUCAGAUCAGAAAAGGUUCAGAAGACACUUGCUGGGCCUAGUUUGCCUGACAAACGGGAAUCUAAACUGCAAACAGAAAAGCCAGCUUCCAAAAUACCAAACAGAGAAACAAUAGUUAAACCAAGAGAAAUAAAAAAUAAGGAAAAGUUGACUCCCAGCAGAGAUGGUGCACCUUGUGAGAAAAAAAUGGGGAAAUUGGAAAUACCAGUGAGAUUUCAUGAUUACCCAUCAAAUAUUGUCCAGAAGUUAUCAAAGGAUCCCUUGAAACAUAUAGGUCAUAAGCAACAAAUAAAGUUGACUCUUCUUAAUAAGGGAACUACUGAUAAAAUAUCCAGCAUGCCUAAGAAAGAAGCAGAAAAACAAAAGAUUGGAGAAAAGGAUAAUACAAAGGCUCCAACUCGAGUACUACCAAGUGAAAACUUCCAGCAGCCCAAUAGCAGUCGGAAACGUCUUGCUUCUCCACGUCAACAGUCAGUGCCUUCUAGGCCAAAUUUGACUAAGGCUCAGCUUGCUGAUAAGAAAUCUACAAGUUCUCGAAGGGAAGAAUUGUUAAAACAGUUAAAAGCUGUAGAAGAUGCAAUAGCUAGAAAAAGGUCAAAAUUAAACUAAGACUUGGAUAUGUAGUUAGCUAUGAAAAAAAAGAAGAAAUUAACAUGAUAACUUGAUAUAGGGUGUUGGUCAAAUUAGUAAUGCCAUCAGUGCUGUUCUGUAGCUUAAAGUAUAAUUGUUGGUGUUUUUAUGUUGAAAGUGAAAAGAUUUUUGUUUAGACACCAGCUCUGUUGGUCAUUUCUGUGUAUUAGAAACACUUGACUGAUUGUACAUACAUUGUAAUUUUGUGUAGUUAUUUCAAAAUAGAACAAUCUAAACUGUUCUCUUAUAGAUUACAAUGUUGUUUUUUGAACAAUAACAUUUUAUUUUUUUUAGCUACCAAGUUAAAAAUUAGUUAAUAUUUUAGUGCUUAAAGCACUUUUAAUAUGUGCAAUUAUAGAUAUUUCCGUCUCUCAUAGAAAAUUAAGUUGUGUCACCUAUGAUAAAAAAAUCUGUAGUUUUUCAGUAUCAUUUAGAUGAUGUGCAAACCAAUCAACUAUUAAAGUACCAUAUAGGGGAGGUACCAACAGAACACCAAGAGUGUUAAUAACUAUAAACCUUUAAAUAUGUUUGGCUCUCUACUAUUCAUAAUAAUUUCAGUUUAUUGAAAAAAACAUUUUGAAAAUAAUAACUGGAUCAUAGCCCUAAUCUGUAUCUAUAAAUGGGGCUUAGUGUGAUCCAAUGGCUGGUAUGCUCACCUGUGGAUCUGAUGGUCCAUUGUUUGUGACCUAUUGCAACAAAAUUUCCUUCUGCACUUGAGGGCCGUGGGAGCAUUAUAAGAGUGAUGGUCAAAUCCCACUUUUUAAUCAGAGUACCCCAAGAGUUAAUGGUGGUUGGUGUUGACUAGCUGUCUUCUUUCUCUAGUCUCUCUUUUUUUUUUUUUCAAAAUUAGGGACUCCUAGCAGUGGUAGCCCUUUUAUUAGCUUUGCAUUAAUAUAAAAAAAAAACAAAUAUAAAUGAUUUCUGUGCAUGAUAUUUACCAUUUAUUAAAAGAAGUAAUUAAUUUCUGCAUCUAAAAGUCAUGAGCCAUGGUUAUAUUUUCAUAGUUUGCCUUUGAAUUUACAAAUAUUGUAAACCCAUCACAAACACACACACACAACUGUAAGGAAAAAUGUUGUGGCAAUGUCUCAAGAGACUUGAAAACAUUUUACUGGUUGAUGCAUUUAAUGCUAUAAAUUAUUAUUUCUUAAUAAAAUAGGAUCAACUGCCAAAGGCAUUUCAAUGACAAUAGCUCACAGUUCACUGUAAUAUUUUAUUUACAUGAAAUUUCUCCAUUUUAUACUCUGAAUCCUUUUUUUUUUUUAUUAU
Molecule: messenger RNA, 4068 nt
Organism: Limulus polyphemus (Atlantic horseshoe crab)
Lineage: Eukaryota; Metazoa; Arthropoda; Merostomata; Xiphosura; Limulidae
Product: zinc finger CCCH domain-containing protein 18-like
Exons: 16
Coding region: 211-2781 (856 amino acids)
Molecular function (GO): metal ion binding
Source: RefSeq, a predicted model, not a curated record